Molecule: messenger RNA, 2462 nt
Organism: Drosophila kikkawai
Lineage: Eukaryota; Metazoa; Arthropoda; Insecta; Diptera; Drosophilidae
Molecular function (GO): catalytic activity
Source: RefSeq, a predicted model, not a curated record
UUCUCUCCCAGCUAUCUCGCCAUUAUUUCCAAUCAGAAGAAGUGAAAUAAACUAAUUGAUUCAAUAAGUAAAUAACAGUAUCAUCAAGGAAAAAGUUUACUUUUUAGUUUCUGUUGAUUUCAGUGAGUAAUCGCCAGUUCCGGCAAGAAGUCUAUUCUUCUCUAAUAAGAAAGAGUAAAGACUAAACGAACUAAUUUAUGAUAAAACAUGGAAUCCAUACGAAGAAAUGACUUAAAUAUCGCUUCAUACAAUAUCAGAGGUCUAAAAACUAAAGUAGAAAACAAAAACUUUAUGCAAUAUUUGCAUAAUUUUGAUGUUUUUAUAUUAAUUGAAACACACACGCUGCCCAAUGCCGAAGCAGCCGAGUUCUUUAAGGAUAACCAGCCGGAAUUCGAAUGUUUGCAUUGGAAGGAUGCAGAAAGAGUUUUUCGUUACGGUCGAGGAAUCGGUGGAUGUAUAAUUGGAAUAAGGAAGUCCCUCAUAGACCGGGGAGUAAGCCAUAGUAUUGUAGAUAUCAAUGGUUUCAAAGUACUGCAGUUGCAAGUACGCAAUAAAAAGAUGCAGAUCGUUCCACUAUAUAUUCGUUCGACCGAUUGGAACAAGGAGUUCAAGCCGGUGAUUAAAACUUUUGAAAAUACGGAAAAUACAAUGACUAAUGCAAUAGUAAUGGGCGAUGUCAAUGUCCGGUUGGGAGAACUCAAGCAAGAAGUGGACCAAUUCAACUGCAUCGCCAACACGAAUGGUCGCAGAUCCUUGGACAAAGAGAGGAACGAAAAAGGCACAAAGUUUUUGAAAUUCUGCGAUGGUCAAAAUCUUAAAAUACUCAAUGGUCUUACCCACGGAGACGCCGAGGGAAGUUUCACCUGCUUUGGGGGCAGAGGGAAUGGGAGAUCAACGAACGACAUCUGCGCAGUGAGCAGAAACCUUAUGUCUUUGGUUGUGGAUUUCAAAGUAGAUAGCGUUCAGCACGGAUCCGAUCACUUGGCCAUUUGCCUGCAGCUGAACCUUCAGUUUUUGACGGAGCCACCAGCACCCAGGGUUCCAUCAAUCCAACAGAAUAGUCAUAGUUUAGCUUCGCUUAAGGUGACUCAUGAAUCGGUAUUAGAUUCCGAUAUUUCCAUUGACGAAGUCAUGCAUGUUCUCAAACAAAUCUCCUUGCCGGGAUUUUCUAAAAACGCUGUAAAGGAUAUUGUCGGAGAAGUAACUCUUCGAUGCAAUAACAUAUUUAAUGGUUUAAAUAUAAAUAUUGAACCACACUCGAAUAUAGUCUCAACAAGUGAUUUAACAGAGAUUUUACAAGAUAUAGUUAAAAGAAGAUUGGUUAAAUGGUGCGAGGAAAAUAAUAUCCUAAGUAAUUAUCAGACACGAUUCUCCAAAAAGACACCCAAGUUAGACACAGUCUACAACUUGGCAACAAUUGUCAAUAUCCAGAUGAGCGAAAAAAGAAAGGUCUACGCGUUUUUUGUGCAAUUCGAAUCGAUCUUCUCGGAAGAUUUUAUUCAACAUUUAUGGAACAAACUUAACCGUCUGGGGGUGUCCUCAAAAGUAAUAAACUUUUUAAAAUAUUUAUACGAACGAGAAAAAUUAGUAAAUUACUUCCAAAAUAAAAAGGGGCUUCUAUCAGAGCUGAUGUAUUCCCUUUAUUUGAACGAUCUUCCUGAGAAAUUGGAGGGAGGCCUCUCCAUCGAUGAUCGCCAAAUAAAUAUUCUAAUGUAUGCUGAUAAAAUCGUACUUCUCUCGGACACCGUCAGCGGGCUUCAGGAUAUGAUCAACCGUUUGGAAAAAUACAACCUCAAUACCUCAACCUUUCUGAGGUAAUGGUUUUUAAGAGAGGCGGCAGAAUUUCAGGAGUUGAAAAAUGGCUUUUUAACGGGAAAAUGAUCAAGACCACUUCCAGGACAAAUUACCUUGGUUUCGAGAUCACUUCAACAUUCUCGUACACAAAGCAAGUCCAAUCAAUGAUUGCAGAUGCCAAGCCUCGCCUGGAGGACUUUCUCAAUGAAUCGCAUUGGUCGAAACUGAUGACUCGGUAUAUGGCUCCUUUGUGGGGCAGUCACAAAAAGAGUUAUAGCAAAGCGAUUGGACAACUGCAAAAAUCAUAUUUAAAAGGGAAUAGCAAUAAUAGUAUUAACCUUAAUAGCCUUGCUCUUAACCUAUACCUUAUGUACAUAGGACAAAUAUAUUUCUCGCAUUCUGAAAAUUCCCUAGUUGGCUAUUUAACACUUAAAAUAAUUGAAAAAAAUAUUAUGUGGGCUGAAAACCUUAAUUCUAUGUGUAGGAAACACAAACUCCAGUGGAAGGAAAGCCUUCAAAGUAGCGAACUUUGGGCUGAAUUCUGCACGACUCUGAUCAGCCUUGAAAAUUUAUAAAUUUUACAUAUUUGUUAUUGUUUUUAUGUGCAAUAUUUAAGUUAGUUUUUUAUGUUUAUAUAAAUAUUUAAGAAUUGUUGAUCUAUAAUAGAA